AUGAUAUCGUACACUGCAUUUCAAGCAAAGGCUGAACUUGAGACUAAGGACUCUCUGAUCAGACAAGAGCCUGAAGCCCUCGGUCAGGCAAUGCAGGAAUACACUUCCACACAGUCUGGGCCCUUAGCUUCACUCGGGGUUCACACCUACGCCUAUUUGCCUCUUCCUUUACCGGACAGAAGUGCUCUCCAGGCAUUAUUUACAAACUACGCCCCCGAAAACUCACGAGAGCACAGGGCGACACGAGCCUAUUACGACAUCGCGAAGACCACGGUUCUUGAUUCCAAGCAACCAUCAGCUGCAUACCUGUCUGCCUUAGGGCAGACGAAUUAUGCCAAAGACCUCAAUGAUGAGACUGUCCCAGCUCCUUCGCCUGGAAAGUUCGUCACGCUUGGAGUAAUGCUUUCUCAACCGCUUUCCCGCGGAAGCGUUCAUAUUACCUCCAUCAAUCCUGAAACCCCUCCAAUCAUUGAUCCUGGUUACCUGUCGAAUCCUCUCGAUCUGGAAGUCAUAGCACGGCAUUUGCUUGGUAUUAAGAACUUAGCAGAGUCACCUCAGCUUGGGGAGCUGCUCGAACAGCCACUGAAGUUCCGUGACCCAGUUGCAGACUUCCAGGGAGACUUAGAUGCUGCAAAGAAGUAUGCUCGGGAGAAUUUAGUCUCCAUGUGGCACUUUGCGGGGACCUGUUCCAUGCUGCCUCGCGAGAGAGACGGGGUGGUGGAUUCCAAUUUGAGGGUCUAUGGUAUCGAAGGACUGAGGGUUGUGGAUGCGAGUGCUAUCCCGCUUGUAAGUACAGCGAAUCUACAAGCUACUGUGUACGCAUUCGCGGAAAGAGCAGCGGACCUCAUCAAGGAAGACUGGAGAGCGAGUAAAUAA
Molecule: messenger RNA, 876 nt
Organism: Aspergillus affinis
Lineage: Eukaryota; Fungi; Ascomycota; Eurotiomycetes; Eurotiales; Aspergillaceae
Product: GMC family oxidoreductase
Exons: 2
Coding region: 1-876 (291 amino acids)
Molecular function (GO): flavin adenine dinucleotide binding; oxidoreductase activity, acting on CH-OH group of donors
Source: RefSeq, a predicted model, not a curated record